Messenger RNA from Rangifer tarandus platyrhynchus (Svalbard reindeer), 318 nucleotides. The record is from the annotation of a GenBank genome assembly. Lineage: Eukaryota; Metazoa; Chordata; Mammalia; Artiodactyla; Cervidae.
AUGUGUCCUGGAGAUGCCCUGGGACACAUGCGAAGAUGCCGACCUAACCUCCAGCCUUCUGCUCCUCCCCCGGACUGUGACCUCACACGAGCCUCACCCACCCGCUGUGAGCUCCCCACAUCGGGCCCUAACCUGAAGAGCUCAGCUGCUUGUACGCAUUCCCCUCCUGGUGGGGCCCAACCAGGAGUACAUGGAGGGCGGCCGACUGACUGUGACGACCUCCGGAUCCUUCCAGAGUGGCAGUUGCCACUUCUUAGUUGCCCCAGUCUCCUGGGCUGUAAAUCACCAUCACUUCUGGGGGAUGGGUUUCUGUGCUGA